GCCGCUCGCAGCCCCCCGCCCCUGCGCGCCGUGCCCGCAAGAUGGCGGCUGCCGGCCGGGCCUGGCGGGCGGCUCUGCUGCUGUCCCCUUGGCGGCUGCGGGCCCCGUGCCGAGCCUACGGCGCUGCGGCGGGGGUUGGCGGCGGCUGUGGUGGUCGCCGCUUGCUCUUGAGUGCUGCCUUCGCUCUGGGCGGCGGCACUGGUCUCUACCUGGCGGCCCAGCACCGCCUGCGGGAGCACUCGGCCGCUGAGCUGCCUACAGGGGACCUGCAGCUUACUCUCUACCAAUAUAAAACAUGCCCUUUCUGCAGUAAAGUCCGAGCUUUUCUUGAUUAUCAUGGACUGCCCUAUGAAAUUGUGGAAGUGAACCCGAUAAUGAGGAAAGAAAUCAAAUUCUCUUCCUACAGAAAGGUGCCUAUCCUGCUAGCCAAUGCUGGAAGCACUCUGCAAUUGAAUGACUCUUCAGUGAUCAUCAGUGCAAUAAAGACCUAUCUCAUUUCCAAGAGGAAUAGCUUAGAAGAGAUUGUGUCCUUUUAUCCUCCUAUGAAAACUGUGACUGAUCAAGGCAAGGAGGUAUUCGAGUAUGGGAAUAAAUACUGGCUCAUGCUGGAUGAGAAGGAGACAAAGCGAGUCUAUCCUGUCAAAGAAGUGAGAGUGGAAGAAAUGAAGUGGAGAAAAUGGGCCGAUGAUUGGCUUGUUCACCUCAUCUCCCCCAAUGUCUACCGUACCCCAAGGGAAGCCUUCGCGUCUUUCGAUUACAUCGUCCGUGAGGGGAAGUUUGGCACCGUGGAAGGUUUCUUUGCCAAGUACAUGGGGGCCAUUGCCAUGUUCUUCAUUAGCAAGAGACUGAAGAAAAGACAUAACCUUCGAGACGAUGUCCGACAAGACUUGUACGAAGCAGUUGACGAGUGGGUAAAAGCCAUCGGCAAACAUCGACUGUUCAUGGGCGGAAACCAGCCGAACCUUGCGGACUUGGCAGUAUAUGGGGUCCUCCGAGUCAUGGAAGGGCUGGAAGCCUUUGACGACAUGAUGGUUCACACCAAGAUUCAGCCUUGGUACCAGCGCAUGGAAGAAGUCAUUCAAAAAGCUGAAGUUGCAGUCUGAUGCCAGCUUCAGCUGCCUUUCUGAAGUACUUGCAUGGAUAAAGCUUCAGAAGGAAUGACCUUGUAUUUUUUAAAGAGUUGAACGGGCUGGUCACACCUAAUGGACUGACGCGCAGGUACAGAGACUGUCCUGUUUAUGGUCCUAAGUCUCAGCGAGCAAAAGGGAUCCAGCUAUGCACAAAUCUGAAUGUGAUACUUAGAAGGAUGGGGACAGGUAAAAGGAAGGGAUCUUGGAUGCUGCUGAAAAGGAGAAGCUCUGUGACUGAACUGAAGAAUGGGCUGAACAGGCUUCUUUUAGGUGAGAGCCGUACUCAGAGCAGGUUACUGUAAAAGCAAGCUGCUUUCUUGGCUAGUAAGUGUUAUGGCCAUAUCAGAUACAGUAGGUCUGAGCAGCUUUUGCUUCAGGCUGUCUUCCUCCAUUCAUCCACGUCAUCCAAAGUGUUUUCUCGGAGUGAGACACUGGAUACUAGAUUUUAAGUGACUCUUAAUUUUUCCUGCAAUAGAAUCCAGUAAGCCCAGUGCUGAGGGAACUGGAGGAAUCCGCGACACUGGCAAAGGCAUCCUUCCUAAGACAGAAAAGAUGCUGCGCUUGACAGAUUGUAAGCUUUUACUCUUCCAUGUAAACGGUUCUUUGACUACCUGAUUCUGUACGGUCUGCAAGGAUAAAGGCUUGCUUCUCUUCCUGUGCCCUUUGUGAGAUCUGUGAAUUCCUACCUGUAACGCCCCCAAAUCGCACCCUACACAGAAACCACUCAUGCAAAACAGUAAUUUUAAAAUUUGUCUUGCAUGAAGUCUCUGGAAUACCCCUGAAAAUCUGUUUUGUUUUUUGUUUUUGUUUUUGAAAAAAAAAAGGAUUAAGAGGAAUCUGCAUCCUUGAGAUCUCUGGAUUUUUCUGUCAUAUGAGAGGAACAAAAAAGGGUUUGCUGUUGUAGCACUCGAAUUAGGAACGGUCACUGGGGGUAUCAUCACGUGUGAUGCCGACUGAGCUGUGCUAUGCAGAAGGGCCUGAUGUAUUUCUCAGUGACAGAGAAUAGAGGUUUGAAUGCAAGCGAUCCUCUCUGCAGCCCAAGGCCUCAACUUCAUUAAUUAUCAGUUCCAAAAAGUUGUUUCUGCAGAAGAAAACGUGCACUUCAAGGAAAAACUGCUUUGUGGGUGUUACAAGUGCAGCUGGAAGCUGUCUGUAACGCAGUGACUUGCACUCCGUGGGUUGGGGGGACCUUUAUUCAUAUAACAGCCAUUGUGAUGGUUCUGUUGGUUUUGUACAGAAUGUACAGAAAUGGUAGAAAUACCAGCAGGAAAACUAGUCACAAAUUCAGUUAUGUGACGGGGAGAAAUAGAAUGUUUACAGUAAAA
Molecule: messenger RNA, 2455 nt
Organism: Anas platyrhynchos (mallard)
Lineage: Eukaryota; Metazoa; Chordata; Aves; Anseriformes; Anatidae
Gene: PTGES2
Product: prostaglandin E synthase 2
Cellular component (GO): mitochondrion
Molecular function (GO): prostaglandin-E synthase activity
Source: RefSeq, a predicted model, not a curated record